UAUAAUUUUCUUCAAACAUAAUUUAAAAUUAUAAGGAUAAGCAAUAAAUGUUUCAAUUAUAAAAGAACAGAAUGGCGUUAAAUAAGCUAUUUACAGGCUUAACACUUACGUCCACCUCAAUAGCAAGAAGAACAAUACAAACAUCAUGUUAUAAUUUUGCAAGUAAACCUAAUAUCGAAAAACCAAAACCUGGAUUUGGUAAAAGUUACAGAAGAAUAGUUCAUUUUCCUGAAGAAUAUACUGUAAAACCUUUAAACGUUACAAAUCUUGCAGGAAGAGAUCCCGUGACUGGAAGAUUAGUCGCAAAAGGUAUAGGAGGAGGUAUAAAACAUAAAUAUCAUUGGAUAGAUUGGUACAGAAAGGGGCCCACUGAGGGACCACCACAGGAAGAGAAAGUCAUACAAAUAAUGGAAGAUGGAUGCAGAACUUCUCAUAUAGCUCUAGUGGCAGUUGGAGAUAAACUCAAAUACAUACUUGCUACAGAGAACAUGAAGGCGGGUGAUAUUAUAAAGACUUCAUGCCACUUACCAAGAAUACCAGUUAAAGCUAAUGAAGGUGAUGCAUAUCCACUAGGUGCAUUGCCUACUGGUACAUUGGUGCAUUGCAUUGAAAAGGAACCAGGUAUGGGUGGUCUGUAUAUUCAUGCGGCAGGAACAUUUGGAACUAUAUUGAGGAAGCAAGAUGAACGUAUCAUUGUUCAGAUGCCUUCCAAGAGAUUGUUCAGUUUUGAUCAACAUUGUAUGGCCGUUGUUGGACGUUUAUCCAACGUGGAUCAUGGUGACACACCAAUAGGCUCCCCGCAAAGGAACAGAUGGCUCGGCAACCGUCCCCGCUCUGGUCUAUGGAAGAGGAAAGACGGUCGACACGGAAGGAAAAUAAAACCACCGAAGCCGAUUAAAGAGAUUUCUUUGUCAAACAAGAAGCAGUUGAAAGCAAUAACACUUAGUAUGUGCCCUUAAUAUUUUCACAAUUAAUG
This is a messenger RNA of Papilio machaon (common yellow swallowtail), 976 nucleotides long. It is a transcript of the gene mRpL2, whose product is annotated as 39S ribosomal protein L2, mitochondrial. NCBI's taxonomy places the organism in Eukaryota, Metazoa, Arthropoda, Insecta, Lepidoptera, Papilionidae. The transcript has 6 exons. The record is from RefSeq and is a predicted model, not a curated record. Gene Ontology annotation, biological process: cytoplasmic translation. Gene Ontology annotation, cellular component: ribosome. The coding region runs from base 72 to 959 and encodes 295 amino acids. Gene Ontology annotation, molecular function: structural constituent of ribosome; RNA binding.